GAAGGUGGAAAGAAUCUAGAAAUGUGAAUUGAUAGGUGAUAUAUACAUAUAUAGAAUAUGUAUGUAUUUCUCUCUCUAUAUCUUCUAAAACUUUAGCUGAAAACCAAACCAGAAACAACACAUUUAUAAAUUCUUUAUGCAGCAGAUUUGCUGGCAAACAAAUUAAUGGUGGAAUCAACCCAAUAUGUUUGUUUGCUCAGAGACCACAAGUUGACAAUCCUGUGAGUCACUUCCAUUUCUAGAGAGAGAAAGCGAGGAGAGAGAAAGAGAGAUCUAUCUAUCUAUCUAUCUUAUCUCCAAUCACUCUCUUCCUCGUAUCUGUUGUUCAGAGAAAAGUGGCUCAGCAGAUCGAAGAUUUCCCCCCUUUUUUUUCUAUUUUCUUUUUUCGUAAAUUAAUUCUCCGAUUUUUGUAAUUCGUAAUUUGAAGACGACUUCGGCGUGUUAACGGAGACUUAUCGGCAUGAGGAAUGGCUACCAAAGUACAAACUAAGAUGCAUUUUUUAGGCUCGGUGAUGGAUCUAAACAAUGGUCCGUGUAAUGGUAUGUGGGACGCGUAUCAUGAUGAGAGAAAUUCGGGUUACAACUCGUUUUUGAUGAGCCAAACGAUGGACAGACACCCGGGGUAUCCAAAAGAACAAAUGAGGCUAACUAUUUUGAAGCAAGAGUCAAUCUUCAGGCAUCAGCUUCAAGAACUUCAUCGACUGUAUAAAAGACAAAAGGAUUUGAUGAACGAAUUCACGAUGAACGAGCGUUACAAAUUUACGGUACCUGUAGGAGCAGCAAAUUCGAGUCAUUUUUUAAGUCAUACUCAGAGAAGAGUGAUUGAUUUAGAACUUCCUGCUGAUGUGGAUGAGAGUAAUGAAGAAAAUCAAGCGGCAAAAGUUGUUCAAAAUUUAAGCAAAAAACGAGCCUAUAAUUUGGCUGAUCUUAACGAACCGAUACAUAUGGAAGAAGCAUCUUUUGCACCAUCUGUUAACAGUGAUUAUUGUGUUACUGAUAAACUACAAAAGCAAGAUUUAUCUAGAAAUUCAAAGUUUUGGUACUCGCAAGCUGAGCCAAAGAAAGCCCAUGAGCAUUUAUCGAGGAACAGAACGAUAUUUGGUGUUGAACUUUCAGAAAGCGGCAACAAGCCAUCUUUUGGGUCUUCACAGUCUUCUUCAUGGGAUCAAUACACGUCAUCCGUCAACCAUAGCCAUUGGAUUGAACCCUGUGGAAAACAUGAAGUUUUGUAUGGAAAAAAGAACCAUGAAAACCUUGAGAAACAGCUGCCUCAUUGGCUUAUGAAGACCAAAGGGAAAGAAACAACAGUUUAUCAGAUGAAUUUGGAUUCUUUGCAGCAACAUUCUCAGCAGUUUUUCAAGAAAGCCGAGAAACUUCAAACCGAUCAUGUCCACGGAAUUACAAAAAUUCUAGGGGUCCCGAUUGUUAACGUUCAAGAUUCAGCCAACGUUUCUCAUGAUAAAAAUGCUGAAAACGACAAAAAUAAAAGCAUUUUGGAAUCAAGGCAAGACUUUGAUUUAAAUUUGUCUUUUGACGAACAAGAAGAUCCUUCAUCAACACCAAACAUCCCUGAAGCCGUUGUCAAAAUCGCUUCAAUGGAGAUCGACCUGGAGACCCCUGCAGCCCUUGAAACCGAACCAGAUGAUGAACUUGUUAAAUCUGCAGCUGAAGCUAUCAUCUCCAUUUCAUCAUCCGAGGUGCCACCAGCCGACACUUUGCUGUGGUGGCUGGCAGAGGCAAUUGCAUCUGGUGACGGUUUCAAAGAUUCAGUAAACGCGAAUAAAGACGAAGAUUGUAUUCCCGAAGGUAUGGAUUACUUCGAGUACAUGACACUAAAGCUGCAAGAAACCAAGGAAGAGUACAAGUGCUAUGAGGCGGUGACUGUAGCGGAAAACGAAGAAGACGACGGUUUGUUGAAAAAACGAGCGACUAGAAAGGGACAAGGGAAGAGGGGUAGACCGAGAAAAGAUUUUCAGCGGGACGUAUUACCAGGAAUUGUUUCAUUAUCGCGGCGAGAAGUGACUGAAGAUCUUCAGAUAUUCGAAGAGGCGUUUAAUGGUAUUGGAGUUUCUUGGCAGUCAAAGAGAAAAACCGGUGGUAAGAAUGGCAGAGGCAGGCGGCGCUUGAUGGCUCCCAGCCCGCCAUCUACGCCACCACCACCGCCACCACCAGCUGCGGUAGCUGUUGAAAAGAGUGUUCGUUUAGAGGUAGCGUUGGACGAGAAAUGUCUUAGCGGUUGGGGAAAAAGGACGAGGCGUUUGCCCAGGCAGAGAUGUCAAAAUGGUAGUAAUCACCAUUCUCUAGCUUUGAAGUGUUGAUUCGAAUUACUACCACCGCUGCUGCCGCCGUAAACAGAUAGAGUUGGUGUUUUGGAGACCAUUGUUGUACAUAAUUAUACAGUAGACUUGUUAAAUAUUGUCUCCUGUACAAGUGAUUAAACUUGCCAUCAACAAAGUUGGGACAUUUUGGCAAGAUAAACAACGUUUUGUUUUGUGAGUUUGAUAUAAAUGGAAAGACAGUUUGCUUGUUCA
Molecule: messenger RNA, 2531 nt
Organism: Helianthus annuus (common sunflower)
Lineage: Eukaryota; Viridiplantae; Streptophyta; Magnoliopsida; Asterales; Asteraceae
Exons: 3
Coding region: 468-2318 (616 amino acids)
Source: RefSeq, a predicted model, not a curated record